GAAGGUGGAGUCAGGUGUGUCAGGUGACUCAGGCAUGUCUGCCCUGACGCCUUCACAGACCGCUGAGCUUCACUUCCUGCGUUCACGGGUUCGAGAGCUAGAGCGCGAGAAGGCGGAGCUGUCGGCGGAGAACCAGAGGCUGAACAACAUGCUGGUUCAUGAGAUCCCUGGGCUUCUGUCCACCAUGUGGCAGACGCUGGGCCAGGUCAACAGUCAUCACUCAGUCUCCAUGGCAACAGGCAGGACCGACAGUUACACUUCGUACUCGCAUCACCACCACACAGCGACCAAUCAGGACAGAGACUUCAGUCCCCAGGUCCACGUCCAGCAGGUCCAGGAGGAGGUGGGCGGGGACCUGUUGGAUUCCUGGGGCCCGUUGGGCUCCGAGGACGAGGAGGUGCCGGACCUGGGCCUGGGGAGCCACAUGGGGGAGGAGGCGCCGCUCUGCAGCCAGACCGACAUGGAGGAGCUGAGGAGGAGCUGUUCCGAGAGCCAGUGUACCGCUGGACACAUCAACGGACAGGCGAGCCAGGUGGAGGUGUAUCCGGGCUCUGGUGUUCUCUGUGAUGUCCGCUCAUGGCAGGCAGCCAAUCAGGCGCCGUCUCCCACGGCAAUGGCGCGGUUGCUGCUGCUGGGAGUGUUUGAUAUGAACACCCUGAUGAACAGCAACCUGCGAGGCGGGCGGAGCCGCCGACCCGCCUUCCACCCACAGCGCAGCGCUCUGGACCCGCACAAGAUCAAUGCCAUCUUCAAUGCCAUCUUGGCUCGGUUUCCUCUCGCCAAGCGAGGAGUCAUUGGCUCUGGCAUCAACUCCAAACUGUCAGAGAUCCGUUUCCGCUCCCGGAGAGCCAAUCGAGACCCCCGAUUCCUCUGACAGACAGCUAGACGGCUUCUCCCAUGUCACUGAAGAAUGUCCAAUGAAAAGGCAGCAGUGUGGAGCUGCUCGAUCAAUGAGCAGCUGUCGCUCUGACGGACGGUUUAGUUUCAGGUCAGGUCUGGUUCUCACCCCGCUGAGUCAGCCGCUUUGUCGCCAUGACGACCUCUGGGAAAGCUGUACGUUGGCAUGACGAUCACAUGACCGACUACAUUAGAACCACAAAAGGACACAACACGACCGCAAAGAGACGCAACACAACCUCAAAGAGACGUAGCAUGACCUCAAAGAGACACAGCACGACCUCAAAGAGAUGCAUGACAACCCUUGAAGGGACACAAAAAGACAACAAAGAGACGCAACACAACCUCAAAGGGACGCAGCACAACCUCAGAGACACAAGAACACAACAAAGAGAAACAACACGACCUCAAAUAGAUGCAACACGACCACAAAAACGUAAAACUACCACAAAGAGACGCAUGACAACCCUUGAAGAGACACAAAAAGACAACAAAGAGAUGCAACACGACCACAGAGAGACAUAACAACCACAGAGACAAAACGACCUCAAAGAGAUGCAACACGACCUUAAAGAGAAACAAAACGACCACAGAGACAAAACAACCUCAAAGAGAUGCAACACGACCUCAAAGAGAAACAAAACAACCACAGAGAGACAAAACAACCUCAAAGAGAUGCAACACGACCACAGAGCCACAA
Molecule: messenger RNA, 1597 nt
Organism: Epinephelus moara (kelp grouper)
Lineage: Eukaryota; Metazoa; Chordata; Actinopteri; Perciformes; Serranidae
Exons: 4
Coding region: 35-874 (279 amino acids)
Molecular function (GO): DNA binding
Source: RefSeq, a predicted model, not a curated record